Punctularia strigosozonata HHB-11173 SS5 is the source of this 1415-nucleotide messenger RNA. Its product is annotated as ribosome biogenesis protein YTM1. Gene Ontology annotation, molecular function: protein binding. The record is from RefSeq and is a predicted model, not a curated record. Bases 1 to 1347 code for a protein of 448 amino acids. Gene Ontology annotation, cellular component: preribosome, large subunit precursor. NCBI's taxonomy places the organism in Eukaryota, Fungi, Basidiomycota, Agaricomycetes, Corticiales, Punctulariaceae. The transcript is spliced from 5 exons.
AUGGCAUCCUCCUCGACAUCUUCUGAGCUCUCCGUGCCCGUUAUCUUCCACACCCAUACACCUUACCCCUUGCCCUCACAAAAAUUCUUCAUUCCGGCAUCAUGGAAGCGAUACCAGCUUUCGCAGCUCGUCAACAAAGCGUUGGCUCUCGCUAGGCCGAUCCCCUUCGACUUCCUCAUCGAUGGUGAAAUAUUGCGAGGCUCGCUCGGCGAACUCGGCGCGAAUACGGAAGAAACGCUUCAAAUCGAGUACAUAGAAUCCGUGAUGCCGCCGCAGAAGAUGUCAUCGCUACCCCACGAGGACUGGGUCUCCUCCAUUUCCUGCAAGGUGCCAGGCUACUUCGUUACGGCCUCGUACGACGGCCACCUGCGGACCUUCGACUACUCUCAAAACAAAUUAAACGAUGUAGCACUCCACGCAGCCCCCAUAACCUCUGCGUGCAUCGUACCCCAACGUAUUGCUGGCUCCCCCGUAGUAGCCACCGCCUCUCACGACCUCACCGCACACCUCACGUCGCUGCCUUCUCUCGGCCCCGACUCUGAAAACGCAGACGCACCGUCCUCACGGACGCUCGCUUCGCUGCACCUCCACACCGCACCGCUCUCCUCUGUGAGCUCGAACAGCGCCGGAACGCACAUCUUGACUACCUCUUGGGACGGCCUCAUCGGCGUAUGGGAUACCACUAUCCCGCAGAAGGACGAGGUGCCGUUGGACGCGAUACACAAUACGACCGGCGAGCGCAACAGGAAGAGGAGAAAGGUCGCGGACUCGGCGGGCGAGGAGGCCAAGCCGCGGCGCAAGGCACCUACGGCGGUUAUGAAGAGUCAUACGGCGAGGGUGUCCAAGGCCGUUUGGGCUCCGUCGGGACCUGUGGCGUACAGCUGCGGAUUCGACUCGACGGUACGCUCCUGGGACGUGGAGAUGGGAGUUUGCACGAACACUAUCAACGCGUCUGAAAAGCCGUUCCUUGACCUCGCCUUGACGGCGGAUGGCCAUACGGCUCUUACGGCUUCGACGGAUCGAUUCGUCACCAUUUACGACUUACGUUCGCAAGGAGAUGCUACCGCGCUCUCAGCGUCCUCGGGUAGCUUACCCCAUCCGUCGACGCCAUCGUGUGUUUGCGUCGGCCCAUCCGGCAGCCAGCAGGUCGUGACUGGCGCGUACGACGGUGUCGCCCGCAUUUGGGACUUCCGCAGUACUAAAAGCGCGCUCGCAUCACUGAAGACGUGGGAUGGAUCCGGGCAGAAGGUGCUCGGCGUGGACUGGGACACCGCGAGAGGGAUCAUCGGUAUCGGUGGUGAGGGCGGGAUGGAGGUGUGGAAAGUGGGCAACACCGCCGCUGCAUGAGCGUCGCAUACACUACCAUGCACCAAGUCUAAAUGAACUGCGAAUGCUCGAGCUACCUGAGCGUUGAC